Aspergillus ibericus CBS 121593 is the source of this 2449-nucleotide messenger RNA. RefSeq names its product putative hexokinase. The record is from RefSeq and is a predicted model, not a curated record. The coding region runs from base 419 to 2071 and encodes 550 amino acids. Gene Ontology annotation, biological process: glucose 6-phosphate metabolic process; glycolytic process; intracellular glucose homeostasis. Gene Ontology annotation, cellular component: cytosol; mitochondrion. The transcript has a single exon. Gene Ontology annotation, molecular function: glucokinase activity; fructokinase activity; mannokinase activity. NCBI's taxonomy places the organism in Eukaryota, Fungi, Ascomycota, Eurotiomycetes, Eurotiales, Aspergillaceae.
UGGUCUUCCCUCUGCUUUCUCUCUCACCCACUCGCUUCCCUCCUUGCGGAAAACUCCCACUGCAGGCGGUGCAAGGAUUCGUCAUUUUCUGGCCGGUGUCACCUCGAGUCUCAUCCAUCCGUUCAUUUUGACUUGAUCGUUGGAUAGAGAGACUCGUUCUACUCUGCAUCUCGCACCUGUCCUGCUAUCCCUUCCCUCUUGGUGAUCAACUUUCUGACCCGGAAGCCUUGAUCGCCUUCCUUAUCAUCUUGAAGUGGCGCUUAUUAGUACCCAUGGCCCUUUGACCUCUUCAAGAUCCACUUGCCCGUAUGAGCUCCUAUCAACUUUGAUACAUCAUCCACUCAUACACCCGCCCCUCAUCUUAUUCCCUUUCGACAAUCGUCGCCUUCCACUUCAAUUAAGCAAUCCAUUCCCUCUGAUGAUGUCAGCCCCGUUGGUCAAGGUCCUGCAUCGGAUGCAGGAGCUUUUCACAAACAUUGUCGCCGCGUUGGAGGCAAUGCUAUUGUUCCCUUCCAUUUUCCGCGACCCCACUCGUAAGCGGCGGAAGCCAUUCCAUGGCGUGUACUGGGGUCGUCGGUCCCUCGACAGUUUCGCUGACGAGGUGGACCAUCUGUUCACGGCGCCCCUGUCCGUCCAGAACAUGGUCGCCAUGUCAGACAAGAUCCGUGUACAGUUCAGAUCUUGUCUACAGUCCAGCCCGGUCUGCAUGCUUCCGUCUUACAAUCAUGCGCUGCCAUCUGGAACUGAAACAGGGACUUAUCUGGCGCUGGAUGUGGGUGGGUCAACACUCCGAGUAGCUUUGGUUGAGCUACGAGGGCAGGGAGAUAUGCGCAUUCUUCACGUAUCAUCGUCGUAUAUCGACAAUGACGUGAAAUUGCUGGAAGGAACGCUCUUCUUUGAUUGGAUGGCGGAGAAAAUCGACUCGAUGCUACGCGAGGUUGGUGCCAACUGCGGUCGAGAGGCCGUGCCGCUUUCCAUGGGGUUGUCAUGGUCGUUUCCAAUUGAACAAACCUCGGCAAGUAGUGGUCUAGUCAUCCACAUGGGCAAGGGAUUCCACUGUUCGAACGGGACGGUUGGGCAAGAGCUGGGCGAUCUCAUCGUCCAGUCCUGUCGGAAUCGUGAUCUCAACGUCCAGGUGGAUGCUAUUGUGAACGACAGCUCGGCGACUCUCCUCUCCCGGGCCUACAUCGAACCCAAAACGCGCAUGUCGCUUAUCCUAGGCACGGGAACCAACGUGGCGAUUCACUUUCCGGUCCAUGAGAUUGGACUGACUAAGUUCGGCACUAGACCCCCAGGUUGGUUCGACUAUGCCAAGAAUGUGAUUGUCAACAGCGAAAUGAGCAUGUUUAGCGGCGGCAUCCUCCCAAAGACCCGCUGGGACGAGGUGAUCAACCGCACACAUCUCCGGCCCAACUACCAGCCUCUGGAAUAUAUGAUUACUGGGCGUUACCUUGGCGAGAUCAUCCGGCUUAUCAUCGUUGAAGCGGUGGAAUCUGCCAAGCUAUUUGGCGGAGAACUACCUCAUUCGAUGCGCGAUGCUUACUCGUUUGAUACCAGCAUUGUGGCUGCUCUGGAGGCUGAUACAUCUCCGCUUCUCGCGUCAUCUGCAGCGCUUUUGCAGAAGGAGCAUACAUUUGCGGUGUCUCCAACAAUUGACGAUUUGCGGUUCCUCCGACGUGUCUGUCAGACUGUCUCCAAGCGAGCUGCGGGAUACUUGGCCACGGCAAUUCACAGCAUGUGGUGUCUGCGUAACGAGGUCGAGUUUCCCACAACGGCAACCUCGGCACCUCCGUCGAUCAAGGAAACCCAAGAGGUGACCGUGGUGGAAAGUGAAGAAAAUCCCCUGAGUCUAUCGAUUGCGUGCGAUGGUAGUGUCAUCAACAAAUACCCUGGGUUCCGGGAUCGUUGCCAGGGCUAUCUGAAUGACCUUGCGAAGGAGACGAACGCGCUACGCCCAUCCUUGGAUGGUACCUCGGAAGCUAAAGUUCGUCUUGAUUUGGCACCGGAGAGUGCCAUUCUGGGAGCGGCCGUGGCGGUGGCCGUCGCUGUUGCGGAGAAAAAGCUCGAGUAGAUCACAAUAUCCGGAACAAAGGCGGUCCCUCUCAUACUGUGUUGGCUCAAAACAGCUGCGUGACCGUUCGGCAUGUCGGCUACAUUCGCAUUCAAGGUGUUCCGCGUCUGGGUUGCAUUUACUUGGCCGCUUUCCUUCGCGCUUGCGGCACCGGGGUUGAACAUGGUCGUUUGCCAUGUUCUGGGACACCCAAUCAUUGCAUUGUGCUUUCAUAGGGUAUUCAUCGCUAUUGCAUAUACAGGUUCCAAGGUCGGGCGGCGCAUUUCAUGCUUAGGCGAGAGGACUAGACGGUUGAGCGGGUGGUCUGCGAUAGAACCUUUGGGGUGUACAUAAUAAUAAUCGUCCAUACAAGAGCAUCGGUCCACCCGAGCGCAGUGC